Coffea arabica (coffee) is the source of this 546-nucleotide messenger RNA. NCBI's taxonomy places the organism in Eukaryota, Viridiplantae, Streptophyta, Magnoliopsida, Gentianales, Rubiaceae. The record is from RefSeq and is a predicted model, not a curated record.
AUGGCAACCAGUACUCCAGUUAACAUCCCCUCUAAAAUGAAGGCCUGGGUUUAUGGCCAAUAUGGGACACCCGAAGAUGUCCUUAAAUUGGGAUCCGAGGCUGAUGUUCCUGACCUAAAUGAUGACCAGGUUUUGAUCAAAGUAGUUGCUGCAUCACUGAAUCCAAUCGACUUCAAACACAUGCAUGGUUAUUUCAAGGCCAUUGAUUCUCCACCCCAUCCUUGUACUGUUUCUGGAUAUGAUGUUGCGGCUGUGGUAGUUAGAGUUGGAAGCAAAGUGAAGGAAGUCAAGGUCGGGGAUGAAGUAUACGGAUACAUUCACGAGCACGCUUUGUACCCAAUGGGAUGUGGGUCACUGGCGGAGUACACUGCAGUGAAGGAGAAGGUACUAGCUUUGAAGCCAAAGAAUUUGAGUUUUGCAGAGGCAGCAAGCCUUCCUGUUGCUGUUGAAACAGCGCAUGGGUGCCUUGAAAGCGCUGGGCUUUCAGCUGGUAAAUCACUUUUUGUUCUGGGUGGUGCCGGUGGAGUUGGAUCUUUUAUCAUUUAG